AUUUUACCUGGUGCGAGUCAAUCAGAUCGAGCAGCUGAGCACCUAACAUCCCCUCAAGAGCCACCAGGCAUUACACUUCAAGCCUCACUCCCGCAUCCUGAAAUCGAGGAAAAUCUUACCCACUCAGAGGAAGCCAAGAGUUCGCCACAAAAAGUCCCAGACACAAAUACUGAUUGCCCACCAAACGCCAUCACUAGUAUUUGCCCAAGUGGUACCCAUGAAAUUACCUCCAAGGACAUGAGCUGCGCCUGCAUGCAGUUGGAGAAAAUGACGGCUCUUCAAGCGGACCAGGUGCUCUACGAGUGGCAUUCAACUAGACAAGAGAUGUUAGAUGGUAAGGUGGUGUUAGAUGAAGGCACGAGAACUCCUCUUGACGAAUACGUGGCUAUGAAACCGACAAAAAUCAUUACUGGUGGUCAGGGUACGGUGGCUUGGGUGCAAAACCCAAAAACAUCAAUGCAGUAUGCACUCAAAUUCAAGGCAAGGCAAGAUAUCAAUGACAAAAACUGGAAGAUUGAGCGAAGAGAAGCGAAGAUUCUUAAAAAAUUAGAACAUCCUUUUGUUGUGAACGCUUAUCAUAUGUAUGAAACAGGCACUGCUCUCUUCAUGUUAUUUGAAUACCUAAGUGGUGGAUGCCUUUGGAACCACAUUGCCCGAAUCGGAACUCUUCCAGAAUGCUACGUGACCUACUAUGCCGCCUGCAUUCUAACAGGCCUUUGUUACCUACACAAGAGAGGCAUUAUUUAUAGGUACGCAGAAACCCCAGAAGAAUAUGAAGACCAAAGAUGGGUUAAAAGCGACCACGGUCAUCAGAGAAUCAGCGCUUUGGCGGACUUCUAAGAACGACUGAACCCGCGGCCAUUCCAAGACGGUUUGCUUGAAUUUGAGCAGCCUUUGGAAAACCAGACUAUUUACCUCGAUCCAAAUAGCAGAGAGCCUUCGCACUUUCAUUUGUCUUGUCGCCUCACACAAGGGGAAAGACGAGCCCAAGUGAGCUGGUUCUACAAUGACACACACCGGCUUCCCCUGGCACAGUUUAACACAUCAUUUGAUGGCAGGACAGCACACCUCACUGCUAAAGGUCUCAAAUCCGAAUACUCGGGCAGUUACGCUUGCGAAAUAAGGCUGCCCUGUGGUUCAUCAAUGGCAUACACCCAGUGUGAGAUAACCAUUUUGGAAACUGCAAAUUUGAAUGAUACUCAGCCUGUGAUAUGCGUUGACAAGCCAGACCUUCCCACGCCCCCCUACCCCGGCGCAAUCUGCGGGGGGCCUCAGGUUCCCAAAAACUCCUCCGGAAGUCGCGAUCCAAAGCCCAUUUCAGGAAGUUGUCAUCGCGAUGCCAGGCCCGGUAUGACCUCCUUAAAUCGUCUAAAGUGGGUGGGGCCGCGUCCGACCCCGACUGGUCCCCCUCCGGACGCACACUCCUCGCACCCCACACUGCGAUGCCUGGAGGAAGCUGGCACAGAUUUCGAUGGUGAAUUUACCUCAUCAAGCGACAAAUACUCCCUUCGGCAAAAUUUACCUGUUAAGGAUGCGUUAGGACAGAGUCAACGCCAUCAAUCAGUUUCAACACAGAUCAAAAGUAAUGCUUAUACCACAGCAGAACAGAUCGACCUCUGCACGAUGAUUGACGUCCCAGGUUUCUUUGCCGACGAUCACGACGAAGACUCAGACGUCAACGAUGCCUUCAAGGGCGGACUUCAAAGACGCAGUCAGGAUACAUCCCGCCGAUGCUGCACCUCCACAGCUAACUGCCGCGACCACCGCCCAAGGCCACUGCCUCGAGUUAUCUUCAUUAAUGCGACGCCCCAAGGGGAGAUGCUGUAUCGGGGUUGUUACUGCCACUGCCACCGCUAUCACUGUAUGUACGCUGGUGAUAGGGAAUAUCCGGUUUUUGAUGAAAUUCAGCACAUGCGAAGGGAUUCAUUCUCUAAAACUCUUAAAAGAGUCAAUAAACAGAUUUCAUUUAACCCUGAUCCAGAGUUGUGCUACGAAGAGGAGGCAGACAACGAGGAAGCAGGGUCCUUCUGCAGACUAGCCACAAGUCACAUUCCCGAGAGACGUCUGCUUGGCCUCAACAAAAUGGUGGAUCAGCAAAGUAGCGAGUCAUUUAGGCAACCAAGAAAUAGUCCGAAAUCGCAACCAAGCCCUUCUUCUUACACUACAACGCACGCAACCAGUGUGCCACAGCCGAACCGUCCACCUGACGCCAGUUGGCGUUCAGGUCCAAAAGACCAUCUACCACAGGACAACGAAAUCCAAAGCCCGGAGGCAGCCGCAGCUGCAAAGGAAGCUGUCAAAAGGAUCCUAGAAGCGCGUUACGGGGAUCCCAAGCGCCACGACCCGCCACCACCAAUCCGCAAGGUGAAGCUCACUGUGAUGCAAACCCAACCGACCACUCAAUCAAUCGCCACCACAGUUAACAAGCACCCAAAUGCCCAAAAGUCAUCUGACUUAACUCAAGUCACAACUCUACAAGAGGCAGCGGAGACUGAAGACACUUCGACGUGUAAUAAUCUCGAAAGGGCUGCAAAGGAACGUUUCAUGAAUGCCUUAGCGCGCUUUCAAUCAAACGUCGGAGGGAACUCGGAUACUGAUAAGGACGGAAAGAGUAGACCUGAAAAUCAGCAGGAAUGUUCAGCGGAAGUUGCAACUGCCUCAACAGAACCAGACCUUAAAUACAGGUCAUCGUGGCGAACCAAAUCUAAUGUCAACGUUCACCCGACUUCAAAUUCCUCCGCUGCUUCGACUCAAAUGAUGAAGCCUACUUUCAAUCGUCGGGACUCCGUGAAUCCGGUGCACCAGGGACCCAGUCGAUUUCACCUGCCUGAUGAGCAGCAAUGUUGCACACAAGACCUGACGAUCAACGAGAAUCAAAGCGGGAGAAGCAUGUAUCAUCGCAACUCAAUCAGCGAACAGGACUCAAGCCAGUUGGAUGAGACGGCGGACGCAGGGCCUGAUGUCCACUCAAUUUGUCAGCCAGCCAAAUCUCCCCCCUUUGUUGGGCGAACGAGCAACACCGUCCUUCGGCAACGUGACGUUUCGUCCGUGAGACAAGAGGUCAGCGACGAAGGCCAGUCCAGGUGGCCGUCGAACACAACUCAGUGGCAGCCCAGACGCAGCAAAAUCUUCCGUAACAUCAGUCACGGCAGAUCUCCUAGCGCGUCCAAACGUUUUUCAAUGCGAGAAGGUAGUGAGAGUGGUGAUGUCAUAUCCUACCCGGAUGCAGAUGAAAUAACCGACGUGUCUUUGAAAUUCCCGACAGCCGUCAUAACAGGCGGAGGAGACUCAACAAUAAUCACCGUUCAAUGCUCGGAUGGACUUGUUUUUUUUAGGAAAUACACAAACACACCCCUCAAUCUGCUGGAAAUGAAAAACGUUGUUCUUCAAUUCGUACAAAUGAACACCCACGAAUACUUAAAAUAUGGCGUUAAGGUGACAAAUUUUUCAACGUCCUGGACAGACGGUACUGCGAUUUGCGCGCUUGUGCACCACUUUUUCCCCAACUCCUUCGACUUCCAAGCUGUCCUCUCGGGAAACAAAGUGGAUAACUAUCGGCUUGCAAUGCAAACAGCCGCGGAAGUGGCCAACGUCCCGAACCUGGUGGACGCUGAGGAGCUAUCAAGGAACGGAGUAGCACCCGACUGGAGGAAGAUUUUUCUGUACCUUAGCGGUUUCCUGGUCACGCUUGAGGGCCACCCUUUAAACAGAGCCAAGCUAUCCACACUAAUUCGCACAAGCCCUAGAUAG
Messenger RNA from Mesocestoides corti, 3750 nucleotides. The record is from the annotation of a GenBank genome assembly. NCBI's taxonomy places the organism in Eukaryota, Metazoa, Platyhelminthes, Cestoda, Cyclophyllidea, Mesocestoididae.